GUGGCUCAAAGAGUAUUUACCAAUGCUGCAAGAGCGACAAAAAUGGUUUCGCCCUAAGAGAAAUGUUCAAGUUGGUGAUCUAGUAUUGAUUGUUCAAGAGAAUGUUUCACGCGGUCAAUGGCCCAAAGCUUUGAUUGAGGAAGUAUUUCCUGACAAGCGUGGACAAGUCCGUCAAGUAGUAGUAAGGACUGCUACAGCUCGUAUGCGACGAGAUGUUCGCAAAAUUUGUUUACUAGAGGGCGCACAUUAG
This is a messenger RNA of Paramuricea clavata, 250 nucleotides long. Lineage: Eukaryota; Metazoa; Cnidaria; Anthozoa; Malacalcyonacea; Plexauridae. The record is from the annotation of a GenBank genome assembly.